CUCCAAAUCCCCUCCCCGGCGUCCCGCUCUUCAUCUCCCCCUCCUCCUCCCCUUCCCUUCAAAGAGAGAAGAAGGCAGGGAGGUAGAGAUCCAGCCUACCUGCAGACCGACGUCGAUCGACCCAAGCGAACCCCAAGAAACCACAGCCACCGGAGAGAGAAGUCUCAACAUGGCCAGGCUCAGCCUUGCCGUGCUCGCACUCCUGCUGGCCGCCGCGGCGAUGGCCUUCGUCCCCGCCCCGGCGUCCGCGGGCGAGCUGAGCUCCAUUAUCCUGCAGCCGCGGGUGUGCGACGGCGCCGUUGGGGAGUGCGGCGUGGACGAGGACGAGGAGAUGGGCACGGGCGCCGGCGGUGCCGGCGAGGCCCUGCGGAGGUCGCUGGCCAGGAAGCCGACGGCCAAGUACAUCAGCUACGCGGCGCUGCGCGCCGACCAGAUCCCCUGCAACAAGCGCGGGGAGUCCUACUACCAAAACUGCGGCUCCCAGGGGAAGCCAGUGAACCCCUACACCCGUGGGUGCUCCGCCAUCACGCGCUGCGCCCGCAACAUGAACUGAUCUACCCUUCCGUCCAUCCAUCUCGCGCCGAUGGCGAGGAUCGGAAUAUAUAUCACCCAGCGGGGAUCGGAGUAGGUUUGGCGCCUGAUGAAGUGGCGGUGCUGCUGCAUUGAUCCAACCAAAUUAACGACUGCUGUUCUCUAUGCCAUGUGUAGCUUUUUAUGUAUUCAUCAUUCGUAUUCAUCGUGUUCCAUGCGUACCCAUUAAUUCAUUCCUUUCGGAAAUGUGUUGCAUAUUUGAAGAAGAACCAAUUGGAGCUUUGUUUUCCUCUCAA
Molecule: messenger RNA, 827 nt
Organism: Lolium perenne
Lineage: Eukaryota; Viridiplantae; Streptophyta; Magnoliopsida; Poales; Poaceae
Product: protein RALF-like 33
Biological process (GO): calcium-mediated signaling
Cellular component (GO): plasmodesma
Source: RefSeq, a predicted model, not a curated record